AGGCAGACGACAAGCAUGAAUCAGCAGAACCCCGGGGCUGUGUGCAGGAGACUGGAGGAAGGGACAGGGGCGGCGCCUUUGCACUCACUCCGCUGGUCCUUUCGCUAUAAAAGAGAACGCAGAGUUCUUCGCUCCACAACAUCUUUCUUCCAUCCAUCCUUCUCCUGUGAGCUCUGCGUGCCUGACGUGUACUUGCCAGCCAUGGACCCCAAAUGCAACUGCGAGAGUGGCGGUUCUUGCACCUGUGCAGGCUCCUGCAAAUGUAAAUCCUGCCGCUGCACCUCCUGCAAGAAAAGCUGCUGCUCCUGCUGCCCAGUGGGAUGUGCCAAGUGUGCCCAGGGCUGUGUCUGCAAAGCCCCCCAGACUGAGAGUUGCAGUUGCUGCCAGUGAUGGUCCUGUCUCCUUGUGCCUGUAGAUAGAGGAAUUUGUACAGACCUGAUUUUUUAUACACCUAGUUGU
Molecule: messenger RNA, 459 nt
Organism: Gracilinanus agilis (Agile Gracile Mouse Opossum)
Lineage: Eukaryota; Metazoa; Chordata; Mammalia; Didelphimorphia; Didelphidae
Product: keratin-associated protein 5-9-like
Exons: 3
Coding region: 16-390 (124 amino acids)
Molecular function (GO): metal ion binding
Source: RefSeq, a predicted model, not a curated record